CCAGACAGCGGCCCACGCGCCUACCGGUCGGCGUCAGCCCCGCCGCCGCCCGCAGCCGCCUCGUGCUCCCGCGCGCCAGGCCCGCGGCGGCCGCCUCCCGCGGUCCAGCAUGUCCGCCUCGGCCUCCGCCGCGGACGGAGACGGAGCCCCCGCCCAGCCCGCGUCCGAGAAGGAGCCCGAGAUGCCCGGCCCCAGAGCGGAGAGCGACCAGGAGGAGGAAGAGGAGGAGAAAGAAAAGAGUCUCAUUGUGGAAGGCAAGAGGGAAAAGAAAAAUGUAGAGAGGUUGACCAUGCAAGUGUCUUCCUUACAGAGAGAACCAUUUACAAUCGCACAAGGAAAGGGGCAGAAACUUUGUGAAAUUGAAAGGAUACAUUUCUUUCUGAGCAAGAAAAAAACAGAUGAACUUAGAAAUCUACACAAACUGCUUUACAACAGACCAGGCACUGUGUCCUCAUUAAAGAAGAAUGUGGGGCAGUUGAGUGGCUUUCCAUUUGAAAAAGGGAGUAUCCAAUAUAAAAAGAAGGAAGAAAUGCUGAAAAAAAUUAGAAAUGCCAUGUUAAAGAGCAUCUGUGAGGUUCUUGAUUUGGAGAGAUCAGGUGUAAAUAGUGAACUAGUGAAGAGGAUCCUGAAUUUCCUAAUGCAUCCAUAGCCUUCUGGCAAACCAUUGCCAAAAUCUAAAAAAACCUCUAGCAAAGGCAGUAAAAAAGAACGAAAUAGUUCUGGAAUGGCAAGGAAUGGAAAGCUAACAAAAUGUCCUGAAAUUCUAUUGGAUGAAUCUAGUAGUGACGAAGAUGAAAAGAAAAACAAGGAGGAGUCUUCAGAUGAUGAAGAUAAAGAAAGUGAAGAGGAGCCACCAAAAAAGACCUCUAAAAAAGAAAAAGCGAAACAGAAAGCUACUUCUAAAAAUAAAAAGUCUGUAAAAAGUGCAAAUGUUAAGAAGGCAGAUAGUAGUACCACCAAGAAGAAUCAAAACAGUUCCAAACAAGAAAGUGAAUCUGAGGAUAGUUCAGAUGAUGAGCCUUUAAUUAAAAAAUUGAAGAAACCACCUACAGAUGAAGAAUUAAAAGAAACAGUAAAGAAAUUAUUGGCCAAUGCUAACCUGGAGGAAGUCACAAUGAAGCAGAUUUGCAAAGAGGUAUAUGAAAAUUACCCUGCUUAUGAUUUAACUGAGAGAAAAGACUUCAUAAAAACAAUUGUAAAAGAGCUAAUUUCUUGAGAUAGAGGACAGAGACAGAUGACUCCUUUCCAUAGAUUUGAAGAUCUGAUUUAUACCAUUAUACCAGCAAAGAGAAUGUAUUUCCUUUUCUAAAUCCUUAUUAAGCAUUGUGUUGGUAGGACUUACUGCUGACCUUUUUAUCUUGAGUGUUACAUAAAUCAGUUGGCCAUUUUAAACUGCAUUUCUAUGCAGUUUUUAGUUAAAAUCUUGCAUGGCAGUA
Messenger RNA from Sciurus carolinensis (gray squirrel), 1436 nucleotides. Its product is annotated as protein DEK-like. The transcript has a single exon. Gene Ontology annotation, biological process: regulation of double-strand break repair; chromatin organization. Gene Ontology annotation, cellular component: nucleus. NCBI's taxonomy places the organism in Eukaryota, Metazoa, Chordata, Mammalia, Rodentia, Sciuridae. Gene Ontology annotation, molecular function: histone binding; DNA binding. The record is from RefSeq and is a predicted model, not a curated record.